CCUGACCAAGCCUUAGGAGGAGCUGGAGGUGAUCCCCUGGACCCUGUGCCGUAUCCAUUAAGCUGGUCCCAGCUCCUGCUCUGGAAAUGGCCCUGCUUCUCCUUCUCUUUGGGGGCUUUUGGACCCAGGUGUUGAGCAGCUCAAGUCUGCAGAACACAACGAUGUUGACGACCACCCCACAUAUCAAGGUCCCAACUACUUCUGAGGCCUUGAAUGUCAGCUCGACAAUCUCUAGUAGGCCGGAGACAGAGCACCCUCAGGAGACUACCCACAUGUGGAGUCAGACCCCACCCCCACCUUUCUCAACCCCCUUUGAAACUACUGAAUUGUCUUCUCUUGGGGCUCCCACGGAUGCCAGCACGAGCACCCCUGUACCAGAUCCUACGUCCUCCCAGGAAGUUUCCAAUAAGACAUCAGUGCAGCUUCCAGAAGCAUCAGAUGUGGCCAGUGACCCUCCUACCACCCCAGCCAAUCCUAUGAUAGACAAAACUGAGACAUUUCCCUCUCUAGACACCUUUGAUGGGACUAGUGCACCCCCUAUCACCAUGACGACAAGCUCCAAGGAGACCAGUGGACCCUCUGUGUCUACAACAGUAAGCUCCAAGUCCAGUGGUCCCCCUGUCACCAUGACUACUGGGUCUCUGGGGCUCUCCAGUCAGACUCAUGGACUCGCUGCCACCAUAGCAACCCGUUCUGUGGAGGGUUCUAGCGUAGCCGGUGGCACCCCAGUCUCCAACAUAAAAAUAUCCACGAUGUCUACCCCGGAGCCUAUAACCUCCAGGAAGCCACGCCGGGAAUCAAGUGGCACGUUGCUAGUGCCCAUGCUUGUGGCCUUUCUAUUGGCUUUGGCCCUUCUGUUGCUACUGGUGUUAUGGCGCCGGAGGCAGAAUCGGAGGACUGGGGCCCUGACCCUGAACAGAGGAGGAAAGCGCAAUGGGGUAGUGGAUGCUUGGGCUGGGCCAGCCCGGGUUCCUGAUGAAGAGGCCGCAACAGCAACAGCAUCAGGGCCAGCGGGGAACAAGGGCUCAGGGGCCCCGGAGACAGAGGGGUCGGGGCAGCGGCCCAUGCUCACCACUUUCUUCAGCAGACGGAAAUCUCGCCAGGGCUCUUUAGUACUGGAGGAGCUGAAGUCUGGGCCAGGUCCCAAAAAGGGGGAGGAAGAGCCACUGGUGGGCAGCGAGGAUGAGGCUGUGGAAACCCCCACUUCUGAUGGGCCAGAAGCCAAAGACGGGACUGCACCUCAAAGUGUAUGAGCAACAGGACGUCUUCAUCCGACCUGCUCCUUAAGCCUGGAUCCUGCUCUCAGCAUCCUCACACUCUACACUUGUGAAUAUUUGUGAACCAAGUGCAUUCAUUCAUUCAUUCAUUCAUCCAUUCAUUCAUUCAUCCAUUCUUUCCCUCUCCCUCCUCCAUGUUCCCUUUGGAACCACUUGCUGAAUCUCCGAGGAGAUCUUAGUUGACUCACAAUUUCUCCAAGGAUCCCCCUUGGGAUGCUGGGAUCUGAUAAGAAGCAUGAAAUAACAAACCACAAAACUCCCUGGGAUGAAACUUUGUGAAGAACUCGGCACACCCGCCCCACCCCACCUUACCCCAACCCCCUGCUGUGCCCCCCACCCCCCCUCCUCCCGUAGGGGCCCCCUUCAGGACUCCCAUUUAGAGCCUGGAUGGGGCCCUCUGGCUUGCUCUUGGGUGAACUGUGACCUGUGACUUUCCCCGGAGCCCUCUGGCUUUGGGCUGCCUGGUAGCUGCUAGGGGAGGCGGCCAGAGACUGACUCCGUCUCCUUGGGGAAGAGAUGAGAGUUUCUGGUUCUAAGAAGUCCCGGCACCUGUUGUGUCCACUCGGAGGUGCAGUGUGUGCGCAAGAUCUGAUUCGGGUGAUGGUUGUGAGCGGUCCUGGUGAGUACAGAUGGUGAGUGGGAAGAGCAGGGCAAGGACUGGGAAAGUGUCACCCCAAAGUGAGGGACACAGGAGCCGCUGGGAACACAGGUCUCUUCAUCUUGCUCAGACAGGGUGGAAACAGGGAGAACCUAAGUCUGUCUGUAGCCUCUGAAAGACUGCAAGCUUGAUGGGGACUAGGCUGCCAGAUCCUCCCCUCAAAGGC
Molecule: messenger RNA, 2101 nt
Organism: Peromyscus eremicus (cactus mouse)
Lineage: Eukaryota; Metazoa; Chordata; Mammalia; Rodentia; Cricetidae
Gene: Spn
Product: sialophorin
Exons: 2
Coding region: 87-1253 (388 amino acids)
Biological process (GO): regulation of T cell activation; type II interferon production; cell surface receptor signaling pathway
Cellular component (GO): external side of plasma membrane
Molecular function (GO): heat shock protein binding; transmembrane signaling receptor activity
Source: RefSeq, a predicted model, not a curated record